GCUGGAGUCCGGGAAGCCGCCUGCUGAGAACGGCAGUGACUGCCUGCCCCUCCGGCUCUGACACCCUCCCCGGUGCAGAGCCCUGGCCGUCGCCGGGCUGCAGCCUUGCAAUCUGUUGAUCACUCCGCUCACGAGCUCCAGCGCUGCCCCUGGGGCGGAAAACUGCUCCUGGACCCGGGAACUCACCGCCUCUCGCCAACAGGAAGCGCAGGACCGCUGCCACUCCUGCUGUUUUUGCCAAAAUAGAUGGGGGCGGCCUCUCCACCCUCACCCGCCCCAUCACGGUCGCCCAGGGCUCUACCCCGUGGCCGCUGCCUGGGACCUUGACCUUCUGGACGGCCAUGGAGGCUGGCGGGGAGAACGGUGCGACGUAAUCAGCUGUGCUGUUGGCACCACCUCCAUCCCCUGCUCACACUUCAGUAACUUCGCUGUGCUCAUGGAUUUGAGGACUGUCCUGUCCCUGCCCCAGUCCCCAGGGGAGUUCCUGCACCCCGUGGUGUAUGCCUGCACUGCCGUCAUGCUGCUGUGUCUGCUGGCCUCCGCCAUCACCUACGUCGUGCACCAGAGCGCCAUCCGGAUCAGCCGGAAAGGCCGGCACAUGCUCCUGAACUUCUGCUUCCACGCGGCCCUGACCUUCUCCGUGUUUGCUGGUGGCAUCAACCGCACCAAGUACCCGAUCCUGUGCCAGGCGGUGGGCAUCGUGCUGCAUUACUCCACACUCUCCACCAUGCUGUGGAUCGGAGUGGCCGCCAGGAACAUCUACAAGCAGGUGACCAAGAAGGCCCCGCUGUGCCCGGGGGCAGACCAGCCACCGCACCCCAAGCAGCCCCUGCUCAGGUUCUACCUCAUCAGCGGAGGGGCCCCUUUCAUCAUCUGCGGCAUCACUGCCGCCACGAACAUCGGGAACUACGGGAUGGAGGACGAGGACUCCGCGUACUGCUGGAUGGCCUGGGAGCCCAGCCUGGGCGCCUUCUACGGGCCAGCCACCUUCAUCUCCCUGGUCACCUGUGUGUACUUCCUCGGCACCUACGUCCAGCUGCGGCGCCACCCAGAGCGCAGGUAUGAGCUCAGGGAGCGGGCGGAGGAGCGGCAGCGGCUGGCAGGGCCAGAGGCCGGCCAGAGCCCCGGGGCCCCGCUGGCCACGCCGCCCGCCCACGAUGCCCUGGUCACCUCGCUGCUGCAGAACGAGCACUCGUUCAAGGCCCAGCUGCGGGCCGCCGCCUUCACGCUGUUCCUGUUCGUGGCCACGUGGACCUUUGGGGCGCUGGCCGUGUCCCAGGGCCACUUCCUGGACAUGAUCUUCAGUUGCCUGUACGGCGCCUUCUGUGUGACCCUGGGGCUCUUCGUGCUCAUCCACCACUGUGCCAAGCGGGAAGACGUAUGGCACUGCUGGUGGGCCUGCCGCCCCUCCCGUGGGGACCCCCACGCUGCGAAGCUCGGCGCCCGCCCCACGCUCGACGCCAACGGGGAUGUGCUGAGCCACGCAGCCUGCCUGCAGGACUCACCGCGUCCAGGCAAGACGCUGGGCUUCGGCCACCCGCCAGCCGGCCACUGCAAGUUGACCAACCUGCAGGCCACCCAAAGCCACGUCAGCUGCCUGUCACCAGCCACACCCUGCUGUGCCAAGAUGCAGUGCGAGCAGUUGAUGGAGGACGCAGCCCACAUCCACGCGCACGAGGAGGAUGCCUUCGGGCACGACCCGCACCUGCACAGGUGCGUCCAGGGCAGCACUAAGCCCCACUACUUCAGCCAGCACCGGGCAGCCACGGCCGAGCAGGAGUACGCCUACCACAUCCCGUCCAGCCUGGACGGCAGCCCCCAUAGCUCGCACACGGACAGCCCCCCCAGCUCGCUCGAGGGCCCAAUGGGGCCACACUCACUGGCCUGCUGUGCCCAGGGUGACCCCUUCCCCUUGGUCAGCCAGCCCGAGGGUGGCGACACCAGCCCCGUGCUCUAUGGUUGUCCCCCACGGCCCGGCAGGGAGGCAGCCCAUGGUCCGGCCCACUUGGAGAUGCUCCGGAGGACACAGUCCCUGCCCUUUGGCGGCCCCGGCCAGAACGGGCUGGUCAAUGGUGAUGCACGGGACGCUGCGCCCUUUGGCUCUGACAGCACGGGUAACAUCCGCACGGGGCCCUGGAGGAACGAGACGACCGUGUAGCA
Molecule: messenger RNA, 2160 nt
Organism: Mesoplodon densirostris (Blainville's beaked whale)
Lineage: Eukaryota; Metazoa; Chordata; Mammalia; Artiodactyla; Ziphiidae
Gene: ADGRA1
Product: adhesion G protein-coupled receptor A1
Exons: 7
Coding region: 437-2158 (573 amino acids)
Biological process (GO): cell surface receptor signaling pathway; G protein-coupled receptor signaling pathway
Cellular component (GO): plasma membrane; postsynaptic density; glutamatergic synapse
Molecular function (GO): G protein-coupled receptor activity
Source: RefSeq, a predicted model, not a curated record